AUGGCCAGCUCGACGCUUGCGACUGCGGGCCGAUUCGCGCUGUCGAGCUCGGCCGGCGCAGGCGCGGGCGCUGGCUCGUCCGGCGUGGCCAACUCGCAUGAACUCGCCCGCCAGCGCCAACAGUUCCCGCCAGCAUCGACUCCGGGUAGCGAGUACCCACCUCAGCCAUCGAACUAUCAUUCUGGUCAGUCGCCGCGUGUUCUUGCGUCCCCUCGGCAUGGGCGGCGGUGAUGGCGCUUGGCGCGUGACGGGCUGGCAGAACCCCCGCGUCGGUGUGCGCGACGAAGUGAUCAGAGACGGCUUGGCAUACCGUGUGUCGCAAGCUGUCCGGAUCCAGCAUCAAUUGACCACGCCAUGGGGCAACCUAUCCAGGCAGGGGGACGACAGGGGUGUGUGCGAUGCGACCUCCUCCACUGACUCUCUCGCGAGCUGGCGCACCUCCUCCGUCAAUGCACAGACGUCAAGGACACGCAGCAUGUCCCCUCGUCGCUCUACGAAUCCAGCGCCUAUCCGAGUUACCGAUCAUCCCAGCAGUCCAAUGGCUCGAUCAUGUCCUCCAAGGAUGCCGAGACUCCACUUUCGUCCUUCCUGGCCCGCUCAUUCGCUCAAGCCAAACACUCCAUCACCUCCUCGACCACGAAACCGAGCGCGCCGUCGAGCGAGACGCCUCUGGUUCAGUCCGCGCUCUCGUCCGUUCGCGAGAGCGUGCCUUUCAUCUUGCUGUGCUCGGCAUGGUACAUGAGCUCGGCCAUGUCGUCCAACACGGGCAAGAGCAUCUUGACCCGGUUCCGCUAUCCUGUCAGUCUCUCAACACGGCCAACCCUGCGCUCCUAGCUCUGACCGAGGUUGUUGGUCGUCUCUUGCGCAAUCAUCUUUUCUCCUCGCAGGUCACUUUGACAAUAGUUCAGUUCGCCUUUGUGGCUUCCUAUUGUGUGGUCAUACUCGCAGUCCGGGAGAGGGUCGCCGUGUCUUCCGCUUCGACCGGUGGGGGUGGGCUGACGUCCCGACGUGGGAGCAUGCCCAUCAAAGGAUUUGGCAUUCGGAAGCCGUCGCGCGCCAUGUUUCAAGGAACGCUCAUGAUGAGUCUCUUCCAAAUCGCCGGGCAUGUAUUCUCCAGUAUGGCUAUCGCGCGAGUGCCUGUCAGCACUGUGCACACAAUCAAGGUCCGUGAAUCUCCACACGUACGCGCAGGCUCGUUCGCCCCGCCUCGCUAACGCGAUUUGUUAAUUGCGUGCAGGCCUUGUCGCCACUUUUCACCGUGAUGGCCUAUGCAAUGCUGUUCCGCGUCAGCUAUAGCUCCGCGACCUACCUCGCAUUGUUGCCUUUAACUGUCGGGGUCAUGUUGGCAUGCUCCUUCGAUCUGCGCGCCAAUGCCGUCGGUUUCUUGUGUGCACUCGGAUCAACGCUCGUUUUCGUCUCUCAAAACAUUUUUUCCAAGAAGCUACUGCCCAAAGAAUCGAGCACGGGCGCGCAUGUCAACACUGGCGGGCCUAACAGCGGCAAACUCGACAAACUCAACCUACUCUUCUACUCGUCCGGCAUGGCCUUCGUGCUCAUGAUCCCGAUCUGGCUCUACUCUGAUGGAUCGGCGCUGCUAUUUCGACCUACACCGCCUGCGCUCGCGAACGCGCCCCCUGGGACGGCGGCCAGUCUCGCCUUCAACUUCUUCCUCAACGGAACCGUGCACUUUGCCCAGAACCUCAUUGCGUUCUCAAUUCUUGCGCGAACGUCCCCCGUCACCUACUCGAUCGCGUCGCUGGUCAAGCGCAUCGCCGUCAUCUGCAUCGCGAUCAUUUGGUCGGGCCAAAAAGUGACAUUGCUUCAGGGCAUGGGCAUGACGAUGACGUUCGGGGGCCUGUGGAUGUACAAUCGCGCAAAGUCGGACGUCGACAAGGGGGAACGCAAGCGUGGCCAAGUCGAAAAGCGUCAAGAGAUGUUCUUGCCGACGACCGCAGGCGACGCUCGCGAUCUCAACACGCCCACCCCGCCACCCGGCGGUCUAGGCAUCUUCACACAGGUCGGAGGGGGGCCCAAUUCGGUGCCGGCUCCCUAUUCCAAUGGCCUCGGCCACGUACCACCUCCUCCCCAUGCGUCCCAGUAUGUAGUCCCUGUCGUGCCUGCACCCGGGUCUCAUCCGCAUUUAUCGCCGUCACAGGGCCAGCCGACGGCCCAUCCGCCCAAUGCGAGCCACGUCAUGCCGCCCCGACCGCAGCAAAAUCGUUUCGAGGUUCCGUUGAGCACGGCUGUAUCUCGGGGCUUACAGCCUGCGCCCGAGAAUCCCCCUGGGAGACGGUCUUGGGAAGGCUCGGCUGUGCACCACAGCGUGACGUCUCCGCGGAUUUCAGCAGCCACGAUGCCGCCCGCGCCGGUUCAAUCGAGUGUUCGAUACCUCUAG
This is a messenger RNA of Microbotryum saponariae, 2395 nucleotides long. Lineage: Eukaryota; Fungi; Basidiomycota; Microbotryomycetes; Microbotryales; Microbotryaceae. The record is from the annotation of a GenBank genome assembly.